Triticum urartu is the source of this 1376-nucleotide messenger RNA. RefSeq names its product Peroxidase superfamily protein (gene PER64). The record is from RefSeq and is a predicted model, not a curated record. Gene Ontology annotation, molecular function: heme binding; peroxidase activity. Gene Ontology annotation, biological process: response to oxidative stress; hydrogen peroxide catabolic process. Lineage: Eukaryota; Viridiplantae; Streptophyta; Magnoliopsida; Poales; Poaceae.
GGAGUACCACAGCCCAGAUAGAUAGCUUGGCUGGGCAUACAUCACAUGCAUGCGUUGCACUCACAGAUUUGGUUCAUUGAUUGUUCGAUUAGGCCACCACCAUGCGGCGGCGAUCGGAUAUAUCCUCCUAGCUAGCUCACCCUCUCUGCCAGACACAUGCAGCAGCAGCUGGUCAGACUAGCCAGCACACUUAAUGGCGCCGCAGCUGCAUCCUGAUCGCUGCCGCACCUGGCCACGGGCGCCGCUCGGCUCAGUGCUUCUAGCGCUAGCUAUAGUGAGCCUGGGCGGCGGUGAUGCCCUGAGCCUGGACCACUACCGGCAGAGCUGCCCGAGGGCGGAGGCGGCCGUGGCGGCGGCGGUCCGGCAGGCCGUGGCCAAGGACCGCACCGUGCCGGCCGGCCUGCUCCGCCUGCAUUUCCACGACUGCUUCGUCCGGGGCUGCGACGCCUCCGUCCUCAUCGACUCCACGGCCGGCAACACCGCGGAGAAGGACGGCCCGCCCAACGCCUCGCUGCACGCCUUCUUCGUCGUCGACAACGCCAAGCAGGCCGUGGAAGCCAUGUGCCCGGGCGUCGUCUCCUGCGCCGACAUCCUCGCGCUCGCCGCCAGGGACGCCGUCGCGCUCUCCGGCGGCCCGUCCUGGUUGCCGCUGCUGGGGCGCGGGGACGGGCGGGUGUCGCUGGCCAGCGACACCACCUCUUUGCUGCCGGGGCCCGGGGCCAGCUUCGACCAGCUCAGGCAGGCGUUCCACGCGCUGGGGAUGUCGGUCAAGGACCUGGUGGUGCUCUCCGGCGGCCACACGCUGGGGUUCGCGCACUGCUCCUCCUUCCAGGGCCGCAUCCACGGCUUCCGGCCCGGCGCCGACGUGGACCCGGCGCUGAACCCGUCCUUCGCGGCCGCGCUGCGCAGGGCGUGCCCGGCCAACAACACGGCCCGGGGCGCCGGGUCGGGGAUGGACUCCACGUCCGCCACCUUCGACAACGCCUACUACCGGAUGCUGCAGAGCGGCCGCGGGCUGCUGUCCUCCGACGAGGUGCUGCUGACGCACCCCAAGACGCGGCGGUUCGUGGCGCUGUACGCGGCGCGGCAGGACGCCUUCUUCAGGGCGUUCGUGAGCUCCAUGCUGAGGAUGAGCGCGCUCAACCAGCCCGGCGAGGUCCGAGCAAACUGCCGGCGACACAACUGAAGCAAGCAGUGGAUCCCCUCCUCCUCCCUCCUCUGUCUCUGCCACAUAACUGUAUUUCGUUCUGAUUAAUUCCGGUACGUAGUAACUGUGUGUAACUGUGGCCGGCAAUCUACAGACAUUCUAGUUGAAAAAGGGCCUACAAGGGAAUAUCUUGUUUCCUUCAAAUAAUACUUCUAGACAUUUUUCACAA